AUGUCACUAUAUCGAGUCAGUGCCAACCCUCGUCACUUCUCACUCCAUCCUCUCUCACUCACCCUCUCCACGUUUUACUCUCCCUCUCCAUCCUCACCCCAUCCCUCCACCUCGUCUCAACCCCCCCUCCAUUCCCGCCCACUUCUUUUUUCCUCUCCCCGCAACUCUCCCUUCCUCCUCUUCUUUCCUCCUGUCCUAUCCUUUCCUCCUCUCCUCCUCUCCGUUCCUCCUCUCUUCAACCAGGUAUGGGAGUCGAUCUACGGCUUGCACGAGGACAACCAACUUCCCCCCGCCAACAUCUCCCUUCCGCCCAACGUGCCCCCCGCGCCGCAUCUCGAGGACUGCUCUGCGCGCACGGCGUUCCGCCUGGCGGCGGAGCAGCGCGGGGCGAACGGGGAGCCGCCGGAAUGGGCGCGCCCGCCCAAGUGCUGCGGAUGCAACCCGCAACCCCCGUGGGUGCGGGGAGCGGACGACGAGAACCUAGCGAUGACGCGGCGGGUGCAGAAGGAGAUCUGGGAGAACCAGUUUCCAGCGGAGCGCAAGUGCGCGGGCAGGAAGCUGCUGGUGGUGCAGUGGGCGCCGCAGAACCACCACGGCGUGGGGUCGCAGGUGCAUGUGAUGGGCGCGUUCCUGAGCAUCGCCAUGCAGUUCAACCGCACGCUCGUCGCCAUCCCGGGCUCGUAUGGCCGCGCGGAGGAGGCUGGCUGUAAAGCUGCGGGGCAGUACGGCGAGUGGGAGUGCUUCUUCUUCUCCUUCGCGGACCCCGCGUGCCAGCAGAUCGUGCGCGAGAUGAAGGACAGCAAGGCGCUCCAGUGCUCGCAGUCCUUUGCCUCACAGGUGGCGGGGUCGUCAGACGUGGUCGCCUGCCUGGAUUACAUGCCGUAUGGGGAUCUCGAGAUGAAGGCCAAUAUCACAUGGCGAUGGGGAGGGGCGCAAUGGCAACAGCCGGACACGGUGUGGCAUGUCCCGGGCACAGAGUCGCACAAGGCACACACAAUGCAGGUCCACUGGUGGCGAGCGCAGGCCACGCGCUUCAUGCUGCGCUGGCCCUCGGCGUACCUCUGCCACGUGACCAACCGCGUGCGCCACUCCUCCUACGGCCACCGCGUGGCGGCCCGCCUCGCCCGCUUCGAUGUCACACGGGCAGAGAUCCUCCGGGAACUCGCAGGGGACACGGCCGGCGAUGCAGCCCGCAGCAACAUCAAACUGUCCCCGCAGGCCACAGCCGCUGCUGCCGUGCCAUUCCGGGAAGGGUCGUUUAAACAGUCCCAGGGGUUGUUUCCCUGGGCGCACGGCGCGUGCAGCAAGGACGCGUGCGGCGGCGGCGGGGAGAGGGAGAAGCGGGCGGUGUACCUGAGGGAGAUGUUUGAAGGGGUGGGCGGGGAACCGUAUGUGAUGAGUCCGAUUGUGAGCCUGCAUGUGCGGCAGAGUGACAAGGUGGAGGAGAUGCAGCUCAUGCCGCUCAGCUUGUAUAUCUUCUAUUUGAACCGGCUGCGGCUCAUUCGUGCGGAUCUGUCUUAUGUGUGGCUUAACACCGAGUCUCAGGAUUGGGAGACCGCCUAUGGGCUCGCCAACGGCUCGCUAUCCCCGCCCGCCGCGCUCGCCUUCCCCCCGGGCGUGCCCCCCGCGCCCCACCUGGAGGACUGCGGCGCGCGCACGGCUGCGCGCGCUCGCGCGGAGGCUAGGGGGCCAAACGGGGAGGCGCCCGCGGCUUUGGGGGGAAGUGGGGAGGGGGGGAGGGUGGGGAAGGGUGGAAGUGAGGGGGUUGGGGGUGCGGCAGGUGGGGUGUUGGUCAGGUUGAGGGAGUUGAGAGAGAAAGAGGGGGAAUUUGAAUAUAGACACGAUAGGGUGCUCACUGUUGUUCUCCCACCCCAUUCAUCGUCCCCUCCCCUCUUCCCUCCCCUUGUUCGCUCUCCCUUCUCCCCCUCCUCUUCCCACUCCUCUCCCCCCUCCCCUUCCCCCCUCCUCUCUCCCCUCCCCUUCCCCCCUCCUCUCCCCGCGCCCUUUCCCCCCACUCCUCCCUCCUCCUCCUCCCCCCACUCCUCCGCCGCCCCGUCCCCCCUCCUCUCCCCAGAUCCGCGGGCCAGACGCAGCAAACCUCGGCCAGACGCGCACAGCACAGCGGGACCUAUGGGCAAACCAGUUCCCCGCGCCGCCGGACUGCAGCGGGCGGCGACUGGUGGUGACGGUGUGGGCGACGCGGCAGCACGGGCUGGGGUCGCAGCUGCACAUCAUGUCGUCGUUCCUCAGCCUCGCUACCUCGGCCAGGGCAACAACCUAGAAUCUGGGCCAGGGCAACAACUUAGCGUGAUACUUCUUCCCCUCACUCCCCUCCCCGCUCUUACCUCCCUCCCCUUCCCUCCCCACCUGGGCCUAGGCAACAACCUAGAGUGCUACUUCUUUCCCCUAGGCGCCCCCGCGUGUUUGCAGGUGGCACUGGCAGCGGAGGCGAAGGGGGAGGUGGUGAACAGCGAUGGUGUGGCGAUGGAGGAGAGGGAGCGGAUCCUGGGGUCGGAUGCGGUGGUAGUGCAGGUGGCCAAUACGGGGCUGUUCGGUGAAGUGAGCGCCACCGACCUGUGGGGUGCACCGUCCCUUGACCGGCCACUCACAAUACAGCAGCUGGGGAGGAUACAGGGCCAGUACUUUGCAUGGGGGCAGGCGCGCUGGUGGCGAGCGCAGGCACUGCGCUUCAUGCUGCGCUGGCCCUCCCCGCACCUGUGCCACGCCACCAACCGCAUGCGCCACUCCGCGUACGGGCUCCUGGUAGCAGACCGAGUGGCAUCCGUUGCCCUGAAACAAGCCGAGCUGUUACAAGCACUCAACGCCUCUGCAGCUGCUGCAGCUGCUGCUACCGGCGGUGCUAGCAGCACUGUUCCUCCCGCCUCCUCCUCCUCCUCCUCGUCACCUUCUUCUCAAGACCCCUCCCAGCCUCCAUCUGCCGAUUUAGCAGAUGAUAUUCGAUUCCUCUCCUCCUCUCCCAUCACCCCUCCUCCCUCCACCUCCUCCCCUUCUUCCUCCUCCCCUCUCGUCUCCCCUCCUCCCACUGCCGCUCCUCCCUACACUCCCGCCUCUCGCUCCCCACCAUCCCUCACCUCGCACACCUGGCCACUGCAAGGCCUAUCCGGCUGCAGCAGCAGCUGCAGCAGCAGCACCAACCCUCCACCACAACAACCACCAGCCACAUGCACAUGGGAGGAAAGCGCUCGGGUGUAUCAAGAAGUGGGAGCAUUGCCGUUCGUGCUACGGCCAGUGAUCAGCAUGCACGUGCGGCAGGGCGACAAGGGCAUCGAGAUGACUCUUCACUCCCUCGCCACCUUUGUGUUCUUCGCGUACCGCAUGCGCCGCCACCGCCCUGACCUGCAGUACAUCUGGCUGAGCAGUGAAAUGGAGGUAAGGCGGUGA
Closterium sp. Naga37s-1 is the source of this 3402-nucleotide messenger RNA. The record is from the annotation of a GenBank genome assembly. NCBI's taxonomy places the organism in Eukaryota, Viridiplantae, Streptophyta, Zygnematophyceae, Desmidiales, Closteriaceae.